CCAUACAUUUGUACUUUGUAUCCCAGGCCGGCUAAUUAUUGGAUCCUCUCACUUUACCGCCGCCGCCGCCGUCCAACCCGCCGGAAAGAGCAGCCCCCUUAAUCUUAGCCCUCAGUAGCAGGUGCUAAACCUUGGUUGAUGGAAUCAUAAACAUCAUUUCAUUUGCUACAACAUUUCAAUGGCAAAGCCUCUUAGGAAGCUCGUGUCUUGUGUUAUCCUUGACUUGGAUGGUACACUUCUUAACACAGAUGGCAUGGUGAAUGAAGUCUUGAAAGUUUACUUGGUUAAGUAUGGAAAACAUUGGGAUGGACGAGGAGUGGAUAAACUUAUUGGAAAAACACCCUAUGAAGCUGCAGCAGUUAUUGUCGAGGAUUAUGAACUCCCCAUUACAACAGAUGAACUUCUGUCUGAAAGUGCUCCAUUAUUUGCUGACAAGUGGUGCAAUAUCAAAGCACUGCCUGGUGCUAACAGGUUAAUUAGCCAUUUGAGAGGACAUGGUAUUCCUAUGGCCUUGGCCUCGAAUUCUUCAAGGAAAAAUAUCGAGACCAAGAUAUCUUCCCACAAGGGUUGGAAAGAAUCAUUCUCCAUUAUUGUCGGUGGUGAUGAAGUCACUGCUGGAAAGCCAUCUCCCGACAUUUAUAUCGAAGCUGCAAAGAGGCUUAAGAUGGAUGUUUCGAGCUGUCUCGUCAUUGAAGAUUCAUUGCCAGGUGUGACUGCCGGUAAGGCCGCCGGAAUGGAAGUUGUUGCUGUCCCAUCUUUACCCAAGCAAUCCCACCUUUUCACGUUAGCGGAUGAAGUGAUAAACUCCUUACUGGAUUUUCGACCUGAAAAGUGGGGCCUACCCGCAUUCGAUGACUGGAUAGAAGGUACGUUACCAAUAGAACCUUGGCACAUUAGUGGCCCUGUCGUGAAAGGUUUUGGCCGUGGCUCGAAGGUUUUAGGAAUCCCAACAGCUAAUUUGUCGACUGAGGGAUUCUUUGAUCUCCUUUCCGAACAUCCUUCUGGAGUUUAUUUUGGGUGGGCCGGACUAUCGGAACACGGAAUUUAUAAGAUGGUGAUGAGCAUAGGUUGGAACCCGUACUUCAACAACUCGGAGAAGACAAUCGAGCCAUGGUUGCUUCAUGAUUUUGACGAAGACUUUUACGGUGAGGACUUGCGUCUCGUUAUUGUUGGCUAUAUACGGCCGGAGGCCAACUUUACAUCACUCGAGGGACUGAUAGCAAAAAUCCACGAAGACAGGAAAAUUGCCGAGAAUGCCCUUGAAAUGCCUCUGUAUUUGAAGCACAAGGAUGAUCCUUAUUUGAAUACAUCCUUGCAGCAGAAGAGCUAAUUAGGUGUUAGAUUUGUCAGAAUAAUUUUUGGAGUCGUAUCGUGGCUCGAUUGAUUCAAAUGGUUGUGGAAUAGGAGCAUUCUAUCUCAAACACAGAUAAAUUCCAUUUAUAUGUGAAAUAAGAAACUAAGAAAGUGGAUUGUUUCAUCAUAUUCUGUAAAGAAUCAAUUGAGAUACCAUCAUACCAAUCCUUGCUUCUUAGUAAUGGUGUGGGAGAUUGUGGGGAGUUCGAUUCAGUUUGCUAAAAUUGUGUGCCAAGUGCUGGUGUUUUUUUCCUUAAGGGGUGAUUGGUAUUUUUGAUUCAAGUAUGACUUUUUUUAAUAUGGUGUCUUAUAAAUGCU
This is a messenger RNA of Striga asiatica, 1671 nucleotides long. NCBI's taxonomy places the organism in Eukaryota, Viridiplantae, Streptophyta, Magnoliopsida, Lamiales, Orobanchaceae. The record is from the annotation of a GenBank genome assembly.